GAAUGCGCUUAAGCCGACGGGUACCGAAACAGCGGGGAUAAGGAUCACAAGGGAGAUAGGUCUGUGGAUGUUGCCCACCUCUCAUCUUCUCCUCUGUCAAAACUUUCCAAUAUAGCCAUUUCGUCCCUCAUCUCGGCCCAUAUUGAUGUGUUUCGGAGAACGCCUCGGUUGACCCUUGACUACAAUGGGGACCACAUCGUCCCUUCGAACCCUGGCGUUCCGGAACCGGGUGGCCAGCAGCUUGAGGCAUCGGCAUUUCUCCACGUCUGCAACUGCCCGUCGUGAGGUCCGGGAAGCUUACAUCCUCAGUGCGGCGAGGACUCCAACCGCCAAGUUCAAUGGCUCAUACACGAGCUUGAGCGCGACUCAACUGGGUGCAGUGGCAAUCAAAGCUGCCGUAGACAGGUCCAAAGUGCCUAUUUCCAUGAUCACGGAUGUGUAUAUGGGCAAUGUACUGCAGGGCGCUGUCGGACAGUCACCGGCCAGGCAAGCCGCUAUCUUCGCCGGCCUCUCGUCUAGCAUCGAGGCCACUACCAUCAACAAGGUCUGCGCAUCCGGUCUCAAGGCCGUAGUCUUAGCAGCACAAAACAUCGAGCUGGGCCUGUCGGAGGCUCAGGUGGCUGGCGGUAUGGAGAACAUGACCCGAGUCCCCUACUACGUACCUCGGGCCUCCAAUCUCCCCGCUUUUGGUCACGUCAAGAUGCAGGAUGGAUUGAUCCUGGAUGGCCUGACCGAUGUCUAUGGCCAGAUUCACAUGGGCAACUGCGCCGAGAACACCGCAAAGAAAUACGGAAUUACCAGAGAGAUGCAGGACCAGUAUGCCAUCCAGUCGUACGAGCGUGCACAGGCUGCAUGGAAAGCCCAUACCUUCGCGGACGAGAUUGCUCCGGUAGUUGUACCUGGGAAGAAGGGGGAGACUGUCGUCGAGGUCGACGAGGGAUACCUUGAUAUCAAGCUGGACAGAGUGCCGUCGCUCAAGCCAGCCUUCGUCAGGGACGGUACCGGUACCGUUACUGCUGCGAAUGCGUCAACGUUGAACGAUGGCGCUAGCGCGCUUGUCCUAGGAAGCAAAGACGUUGCCCGCCAGUACGGUGCUAGCUCCCGGGUCCUAGCGAGAAUAUGUGGCUCAGCGGACGCAGCUGUUGACCCCAUUGACUUUCCCGUCGCGCCUGCCGCGGCCGUUCCUAUUGCGCUUGAAAGAGCCGGUAUUACCAAAGACCAAGUCGCCGUAUGGGAGUUCAAUGAGGCGUUCGCUGUCGUAGUCAAAGCCAACGAAAAGAUUCUUUGCUUGGAAGGGGCAAAGGUAAACCCACUGGGCGGUGCAAUCUCUUUGGGACAUGCUCUAGGCAGCUCAGGAUCGAGGAUUCUUACAACGCUGCUUCACCAGCUGAAAGAUGGCGAGUACGGUGUAGCAGCCAUUUGCAAUGGCGGGGGCGCGGCGACGGCUGUUGUAGUGCAGCGUGUUUCUUCCGUGUAAAGACGGCAUUCCAUCCACCCCUUAGCCUGGCUUGCUGCAUGGUAUAAAUACAAAGCGGAGGGACGUAGUGGUUUGGGCCUUGGUCGGUUUAUAACAUGGCGUUGGAAAUGCCUUGGAGAUCUUCGCAACAAUCGUCCACGGUCGUAGCCAUCUUCUGCAGAAGUGUAUAUUUAGGCGCUUUCGCUACUUAACUUCACUGAGAAAAUUUGGAUAGCCACCAAAUGUUCUGUCGGAAGAGUGUCAGGACUUCGUGGCUGGCUUGGUGAGGCAGGUCCUCGUGUGGACCAGCUGUCGACUCACUCGGGCCUCUAAGCUAACAACCCGGUGAUGCCCACAUUGGACCAUUGCACUUGAAUUGAAAGUUGGCAGGAUCUGAAAAGCAAAAUAUCUAUUCAUUCACUGUUUUC
Sodiomyces alkalinus F11 is the source of this 1884-nucleotide messenger RNA. Its product is annotated as acetyl-CoA acetyltransferase. The record is from RefSeq and is a predicted model, not a curated record. NCBI's taxonomy places the organism in Eukaryota, Fungi, Ascomycota, Sordariomycetes, Glomerellales, Plectosphaerellaceae. Gene Ontology annotation, molecular function: acetyl-CoA C-acetyltransferase activity. Gene Ontology annotation, biological process: fatty acid beta-oxidation. The transcript is spliced from 3 exons. The coding region runs from base 185 to 1477 and encodes 430 amino acids.